Pogoniulus pusillus (Red-fronted tinkerbird) is the source of this 2400-nucleotide messenger RNA. RefSeq names its product adrenoceptor beta 1 (gene ADRB1). Gene Ontology annotation, cellular component: plasma membrane. Bases 24 to 1307 code for a protein of 427 amino acids. The transcript has a single exon. Lineage: Eukaryota; Metazoa; Chordata; Aves; Piciformes; Lybiidae. The record is from RefSeq and is a predicted model, not a curated record. Gene Ontology annotation, molecular function: beta1-adrenergic receptor activity. Gene Ontology annotation, biological process: positive regulation of heart rate by epinephrine-norepinephrine; norepinephrine-epinephrine-mediated vasodilation involved in regulation of systemic arterial blood pressure; adenylate cyclase-activating adrenergic receptor signaling pathway.
GCGGCCGGAGCCCCCGCAGAGCCAUGGGCGAUGGGUGGCUGCCGCCCGACUGCGGCCCCCAGAACCGCUCUGUGGCCGGCGGCGGGGUGACGGCGGCGCCGCCGCCCGGGAGCAAGCAGCUGCCCACCGAGCUGCUGUCGCAGCAGUGGGCUGUGGGAAUGAGCCUGCUGAUGGCCCUGGUGGUGCUGCUCAUCGUGGCUGGUAACGUUCUGGUGAUCGCAGCCAUCGGGCGGACGCAGAGACUGCAGACCCUCACCAACCUCUUCAUCACCUCGUUAGCCUGCGCAGACCUGGUGAUGGGGCUGCUGGUGGUGCCUUUUGGGGCCACGCUGGUGGUGCGGGGCACCUGGUUGUGGGGAUCCUUCCUCUGCGAGUGCUGGACCUCCGUGGAUGUGCUCUGCGUGACAGCCAGCAUUGAGACCUUGUGCGUCAUCGCCAUUGACCGCUACCUGGCCAUCACCUCGCCUUUCCGCUACCAGAGCCUCAUGACCAAGGGUCGAGCCAAGGGCAUCAUAUGCACCGUCUGGGCCAUCUCUGCCUUGGUCUCCUUCUUGCCCAUCAUGAUGCACUGGUGGCGAGACGAGGACCCCCAGGCGCUGGAGUGCUACCAGGACCCAGGCUGUUGUGACUUUGUCACCAACAGGGCUUAUGCCAUCGCCUCAUCCAUCAUUUCUUUCUACAUCCCCCUCCUCAUCAUGAUCUUUGUGUACCUGCGGGUGUACAGAGAGGCUAAGGAGCAGAUUAAGAAGAUUGAUAAGUGCGAGGGCCGGUUCUAUGGCAGCCAAGAACAGCCACAGCCGCCCCCACCGCCUCACCAUCAGCCCAUCCUCGGCAACGGCCGAGGCAGCAAGAGGAAGACUUCCCGCAUCAUGGCCAUGAAGGAGCAAAAAGCCCUCAAGACUUUGGGCAUCAUCAUGGGAGUGUUCACCCUCUGCUGGCUCCCUUUCUUCCUGGUGAACAUCGUCAAUGUAUUCAACAGGGACCUGGUGCCAGACUGGCUCUUCGUUUUCUUCAACUGGCUGGGCUAUGCCAACUCUGCUUUCAACCCCAUCAUCUACUGCCGCAGCCCUGACUUUCGUAGAGCCUUCAGGAGGCUGCUCUCCUGCCCCCGGAAGGCCGAUCGACGGCUGCACAGCAGCGGUGGGGAGCUGGCCCACCUGCCCGGGGGCUUCAUCAGCACCGUGGGCUCCCCUGAGCGCAGCCUGGGAGGGACCUGGUCUGACUGCAACGGGGGCACGAGGGGCGGCAGCGAAUCCAGCCUGGAGGAGAGAAAUAGCAAAACAUCUGAUUCGGAGUCCAAGGUAUAGAGGGGGGUAUGGGGGCUGUGUCAGAGCUGGGGCACGGGGAAAGGCAGGCAGGGAGCACAGAGAGGAGCGGAGAAAUCCCCGGCAGCUGCGUGGUGGUAGGGCAGAUGCCAAGCAAAACCGAUCCCUGGCUUAGCAGGGAGAGAGCGAGUGUUUACUUAGGAAUAAAAGCAGGUGAACUCGUGUAGACAUACCUCAUCCGAAACUACAGCAAACAGGAAAGCCACUGACCGGAGAACAAAGCAAAUAAACAGCCCAUCCCCAAGACAGCCAGCUUGUAUUUAGGAGUGCUUUCGGAAGAGGCUGUGGCUGAGGCGCCCUUCGCUCGGGUGACUUGUCCCAGGACCACGCCGGUGGCUAAACCGGAGCGUGGAGGUGCUGACCUUUGGCUGCUGUGUUUGUCCACAGUUAGGGUGCCAGCCACCCCCCGCCUUUCCCGGGGCAGUUGAACAUCCCGAGUUUCCCUCUCUGACCCACAGCUCCGGGCAGUUUUUUUGGGAGGUGCAGGAUCCGUGCUGCAGGUGCUCCAUGCAGAGAGUAGGACUCACGGGCAAGAUGAGCGUUAAGCAUGGAGUAGCUGUGCUCCCCUUCUCUGCAGAGUAGCAGUGAAGGAAGAUAAUGAGUAACGAGGAGCGCAGGCAUAUUUUGGAAGGGGGUAAAAAACCCCAACUCGCACUCCUGUGCUUUUCCCCUCUGUAUCAGCGAGCAGCGAGCUAUUGUGCUUAUCUCCCUUGGCCAGAUAAUUGCAGUCAGGCUGAGAAACUUCUACCUCAAACUGUGCAUAUUGUACAGGGGACUAAACGGACCAUGUUUAUAUUAAACAGCAUAUUUACAUACCACUAUUAGUGUUUUAUGAAAGGGGGGCAGAGGCGAGGAGCCUUUUGCAAUUCAUUGUGAUUACAGAUGAAUAGGAGGGGAAAAUCCUGGCAACAACAAAAAUUUACUGCACAUUUCCUUUUCUUCUUUUCUUUUUUUUUUUUUUUUUAAUGGCAACAAAAGCCAUUUUUUUGCACAGUGUUAAGAGUUGUAAAGUUGUUUGGAGAUGUUACUUGCACACACGUACACACACACACAAAGUAAAAAUGAAACCGAGGUU